UUGAGCAUGCCAUAUGUGGUGUUUUUAGAAACCCUACUUUCUUGGUUAGAAUUUAACAUAAAUAUCUGGGUUUGAAAAAUGUUUGUCAGCACAACAAAAAGUGUUAGAGGUUAAUGACUUGUCAGACUGAGCUGACUGCUAAUGAGUAAUGUUCCUAUAAACAGAUCUGUCUAGCUCCAGCAUAACAUUUGUGGCAUCCUGCCAAAUGUUUUUAGAUAUUGUUUUAUUCAUGUCUAGUGCUGUGCUCUGUAACAGGAAGUACCCACUGUAAUUGGUUCAGCUGGGGCCAAAUGUGACGGGGCCCUGACCUGCACUGUUUUCUCUCUCUCUCUCUCUCUCUCUCCCCCUCUCUCUGUCAGUCAGUGUUUUUUGUCAGGAUGUACAGCUUCAUGGGAGGUGGGUUGUUCUGUGCCGGAGUUGGGAACAUACUCCUCAUUGUCUCCACGGCAACCGACUACUGGAUGCAAUACCGUCACUCCAGCAAUUAUAUGCACCAGGGCCUGUGGCGGUACUGUGUGCCUGGGAAAUGCAUGACACACACAGACAGCAUUGCGUAUUGGGAUGCCACCCGGGCCUUCAUGAUUCUUUCCCUGCUGGCUUGUUUCAUUGGCAUUGUGAUCGGAGUCAUGGCCUUCAUCCACUACUCCUCCUUUGACGGGUUUGAUAAGACAUUUGCAGCCGGCAUCCUCUUCUUCAUCUCCUGCUUCUUUGUGUUGCUGGCCAUGGCUGUCUACACUGGAGUGACAGUGAACUACUAUGGUAAACGCUAUGGCAGCUGGCGGUUCUCCUGGUCCUAUAUAAUGGGCUGGGUGGCAGUGGUGCUCACAUUCUUCUCAGGUAUCUUCUACAUGUGUGCCUACCGGAUGCAUGAAUGCCCAAGAAACUCUAACUCACGCUGACCUGCCAAAGACUGCCAAACACAACACUGGUCCAUAAUAUACGACCGAGAGGAACCAAUAUCCCAAUGAACUUUCCAACUUCCUGUUAAACUAAAUAUUCAUGAUGAAGCAAAAUAAAUAAGAAAAACAAUGGCUUUGUUGUCUACUUUGUCUCUCUGCAUUAAUAAGACUUUAAAAUAUCGAUGUACAAUACUAUCUGUGACACCAGUAUCGGGCCUCAUGUGACUGUACUUGACAUCAGCAAGUGAAUUUGUUAGUUUAAGACUAGUUACUGUUUAGAGUCAUAUAUCUGUGUAUGGAAGAUGUAAUUAUUUCCAUUUGUAGCAGUAAAACUGGGGUGUUUUUUUACAAAGUUAUGAGUAAAGAGCUAAAUGACACACACGUGAUCAUUUAAUUUCAUGAUGUUCUACCAACAACAUCAUCAAUGUCCUAUUUAAAAACUAAGUGAACCUGAACUCAACAAAGACAAUCUUUAUCACUUGAUGAAGUGCUUAAUAAAUCUUUAUCACUGUUGAGGGAGUAUUGUAGCAGAUGUUACAGACAAGUGUGUGGGUUAGCUUUCAGAAGUUUAAGGACACAAUGAAGUGGUCAAAAAUUAUUAAACAAAAUGCAUUUAAACGUCUGUAUUGCAAUCUUAUUAAAAAAUCAAUUUAGUUCUCUUUAUAGAUAGGUAAAACUAUACUUUCUGACAGAUAACAUUUUUACUGCAAAAUCCACUCCACUUUACAAUCUUAUUAUUAUUAUUUUUUUUUUUUUUUUUUACGUGUCUUUUCAGGACAAUACUAGUUGUAAAUAAAAUAUAGACUAACUAAGUCUAACUGAAGGAGGACCACAUGAC
Molecule: messenger RNA, 1737 nt
Organism: Seriola aureovittata
Lineage: Eukaryota; Metazoa; Chordata; Actinopteri; Carangiformes; Carangidae
Gene: lim2.3
Product: lens intrinsic membrane protein 2.3
Exons: 4
Coding region: 378-899 (173 amino acids)
Cellular component (GO): plasma membrane
Molecular function (GO): structural constituent of eye lens
Source: RefSeq, a predicted model, not a curated record